GAAAAAAGAUUCUUUAAUGGCCACUUUCCGGGGUCACUUAAGAAGGAAAAAGGCGUCCAUUAGGAGCGGUGCUGGGGGCGAUGAUAUUUACAAGCCUAUAUGGUUUGCAUACAGCUUUAUGGAAACUUUUCUUGGUCAAAUAUAUGACUGCCACCCUCCCAUAAACAGUCAAGACACGAUUUCUCUUGAUAACGAAACCCUCGAGCCCACAUCUCAAGAAUCAGAAUCAGAAAUCAAUGAAGUAGUGAAUGUUGUACCCUCAGCUAAGUCUCAGCAAGCAGCACUUGUAGCCAAACCUCACCGACCAACACCCUUACCAAUCUCUCAGCAAAGAUAUCGUCGUCGCCAAGUUCCUACGGAAUUGCUUUAA
Molecule: messenger RNA, 370 nt
Organism: Acanthoscelides obtectus
Lineage: Eukaryota; Metazoa; Arthropoda; Insecta; Coleoptera; Chrysomelidae
Source: the annotation of a GenBank genome assembly